CCGACUAAAGAAAACUAAAAAAGAAAGGGCUUCGGCAGGGCAACUAAAAGCAAACAAGCGAUGGGCGACGACAAGUCGCCGGCUUCGAACUCGAUGGCGAUCAGAGAGAGAGAUCGAGAGCUUCUGAUUCCGGUGGCCGAUGAUCCCGCCGACGAUUCGGACUCCAACAAGCCGUCCUCCUCCGCCGCCGGCCAUCAUCACUCUGGGAGAGAGGCAUUUUAUAAAGUUAUCCGCAGUUGGGCCUCAAAGAAAUUCAUGACUGGAUGUGUUAUCCUGUUUCCGAUUGCGAUUACCUUUUACAUCACCUGGUGGUUCAUCCAUUUCGUGGAUGGAUUCUUCUCCCCAAUAUAUGCUCAACUUGGAAUCAACAUCUUUGGACUUGGUUUCAUAACUUCCAUACUGUUCAUUUUCUUGGUUGGUGUGUUCAUGUCAUCAUGGCUUGGGGCAUCCGUCCUUAGCCUUGGCGAGUGGUUUAUCAAGCGGAUGCCAUUUGUUCGCCAUAUAUACAAUGCAUCUAAACAGAUUAGCUCAGCCAUAUCACCUGAUCAAAAUACACAAGCCUUCAAGGAAGUAGCCAUUAUAAGGCACCCCAGAAUUGGUGAAUAUGCAUUUGGAUUCAUUACAUCUUCUGUUGUUCUUCAGAGUUAUUCUGGGGAAGAGGAGCUCUUCUGUGUCUAUGUGCCAACAAACCAUCUUUACAUUGGUGAUGUAUUCCUAAUCAACUCUGAGGAUGUGAUUAGACCGAACUUAUCUGUCCGUGAAGGAAUUGAAAUUGUUGUCUCCGGUGGGAUGUCAAUGCCUCAAAUCCUCUCAACGCUUGAUUCUCAUACGAUACAAGUGGAUAGAACUAGAUCUAACCGGACUUGAGGCAGAGGCGACGAAGUUUCUUCUAUUAAGCUUUAAUGAGUUAUAGCAUGGAGACCACACCGUUUACUUCUCUUUGUUUCCGGUUUUAAUGUAAGUUUGAAUUCUACAGCUUGCCUUCUGUAUAUCGAUGGCACAGUAAUAUUCUUCCUUGCAUUAGGUUUGUAAAGUAUUAGUGAAUUCCUUGCUAUGUGCUUUCAGUUUGGUCUGUAACUUUAGAAACUCAGGUUCCAGAGUUUUAUUUUUACACGGUUUGUAAGGAAUUUGGGUAGGAUUGCUGAUUAAGAUUUAAGUUCAAGAGGGGGGGAAAGGACUUUAGCUGCUAAUUCGAGUUUGCUGCACUUUCAUUAUCAAGGUCAUGGUCUGUGGGUCUCCCAAUUUUCGUCUGCUGGUCGUUUGUGGUUAAAGCGUCAUUUUCAUAACAUCUAUAAUAUUGGCUGUAUGAAUAGAUA
This is a messenger RNA of Asparagus officinalis (garden asparagus), 1316 nucleotides long. Its product is annotated as protein LIKE COV 1-like. Lineage: Eukaryota; Viridiplantae; Streptophyta; Magnoliopsida; Asparagales; Asparagaceae. Bases 61 to 867 code for a protein of 268 amino acids. Gene Ontology annotation, cellular component: Golgi apparatus. The transcript is spliced from 7 exons. The record is from RefSeq and is a predicted model, not a curated record.